Molecule: messenger RNA, 4268 nt
Organism: Cephus cinctus (wheat stem sawfly)
Lineage: Eukaryota; Metazoa; Arthropoda; Insecta; Hymenoptera; Cephidae
Gene: Brf
Product: transcription factor IIIB 90 kDa subunit
Exons: 16
Coding region: 779-2782 (667 amino acids)
Biological process (GO): transcription preinitiation complex assembly; DNA-templated transcription initiation; transcription by RNA polymerase III
Cellular component (GO): nucleus; transcription factor TFIIIB complex; transcription preinitiation complex
Molecular function (GO): TBP-class protein binding; RNA polymerase III general transcription initiation factor activity; RNA polymerase III type 3 promoter sequence-specific DNA binding
Source: RefSeq, a predicted model, not a curated record
UUUAUUUCAAACUUCAAACUCUUGGAUCCCACCCCCGGAGUCUUUACAAAGAUUCUCCUAGCAACAUAGUUUUUAGUCAAUCAAGCGCGAGUUCAGAAGGAACAAGGGAAGAAGACUGUGAACUUAUUCUAGUCGUUUCUCACGGUCGCUUCUUCGAAGAAAGGUCCAACCAUCUCCAUUUCAAUGAUUGGCACUUGACUAGCUGGCACUGAACACUCUUAACGUAAAUUAAAAGUUCUAAAUAAACAUAACUAGGUUAGACGCUUUUUAAGUAACAGAGGGAAUACAAUUCUGGUAUUCAUAACUAAGGCAACGAUCUAUUAUAAGGUUUCUAAUAUCAUUUCUUAAAUAAUUACAAUGUCACCACUUGCAUAUAUCGACUCUCUCAGAGUUGUCCUUUUAUAAACUGAAUCUCCUUUUAAUAAUGUCUUCGAUUAAACAUAUCCUAUAUUUGUCGUUUGAAUAAUCGCGGGUUUCGACAUUACUAAACGUAGACCCUCUAUAGCCGGAUUCCUGAACUAUAUCGAAAUUGUCGCAAUACGUUACAUAUGAUCAUUUACAAGCGGCCGCAAAGGUUCUGAGUAUUUGGAGUGUUUCUAAUACUGGCACAUCUCCUCAUUGGAGGAGUCAGCUAUAAGGAAAGGAAAGGAAGGAAGGAGUGUUUCUAAUGCAUUCGACAUUUCUAUCGCAAAUCCAUUACUUUAACCACUGAGCCUGCAAUCGCCCCCUUUAGUUUGCCUAAGUAAACAAAUAAUAGGUAACACUAAAACCAUUCAAGAUGUCUGGUAAUAAGUGUCGUAGUUGUGGUUCCACGGAUAUAGAGACAGAUUCUGCUCGUGGAAACGCAGUAUGUGUGCAAUGUGGUGUAGUAUUCGAAGAUCAGCUUAUUGUGAGCGAAACUACAUUCGAAGAAACACCAUCAGGAAAUAUGAUGGUUCUUGGGCAAUUUGUUGCUAGUGAUAGUACCGGUGGAGCAACAGGCUUUGGAGCAGCAUAUCACGUCAAUGGCAAAGAGUCCAGAGAAAUCACUAUACAGAAUGCCCGAAAGGGUAUAACGCAUCUAUGUAUGCAAUUACAAUUGAAUCAGCAUUGCAUCGACACUGCUGUAAACUUUUACAAAAUGGCUUUGAGUCAACAAUUAACACGUGGAAGGAAGCAAGCACAUAAUCAUGCAGCUUGCGUUUAUAUCACAUGCCGUACAGAAGGCACUGCACAUAUGCUCAUCGAUAUCAGUGAUGUGCUACAAAUUUGUGUUUAUGAGUUGGGCCGAACAUACCUUCGAUUUACCCAGGCACUAUGUAUCAACAUACCAUCAAUGGAUCCAUGCCUUUACAUUAUACGAUUCGCGAACAGAUUGGAAUUUGGCGAAAAAACUCACGAAGUCUCCAUGACCGCCUUACGGGUCGUUCAGCGGAUGAAGAGGGACAGCAUCCAUAGUGGCCGUCGGCCGUCUGGAUUGUGUGGAGCUGCGCUCUUGAUGGCCGCCAGGUUACACGAAUUCAACAGAUCGCCCAGCGAUAUAAUUAAGAUCGUGAAAGUUCACGAAUCGACUUUACGCAAAAGAUUAAUUGAAUUCGGGGACACGCCUUCCAGUGCUUUGACCUUGGAAGAGUUCAUGACGGUAGACCUUGAAGAGGAGCAGGAUCCCCCAGCGUUUAAAGUUGCGCGAAGAAAGGAUCGUGAACGUUUGCAAAAGCUGGAGAACAUGGGUAUGGAGUUCAACGAGCUGCAGAAGGAAAUUGAAAAGCAGUUGAACGAACAAAAAUCAGCGAAAGGAAACCGACGGAAAGAAUCGUCCAUUGUCGAGGAAUUGGAUGCUGAUAGAUUUAUCACGGAAUCAAACUUGAGCGUUAUUCAACAUUGCAUGAUUGGGGAUCCCGACGAUCCAGUUGAAGAAGCUCCGAGUCCCACGUCAUUGCAAUCCAGUAACUCAUUAAUCACUGGACUAGGACCAGAUAUAGCCUCUAUGGGUUUGGCUUCAGCUUUGAGCGAUCGAGCCAGUCUAACGAAGGAAAAGACAGAUACGUCUUUUCAGAUUAAUACCGAAGAGAUUGACAUAACGGAUUUCGAUGACGACGAAUUGGAUGGUUAUAUAUUGACAGAGAAGGAGACGCAAUUCAAAACUUCAUUGUGGAACAAAGUCAAUGCACAAUAUUUGGUGGAACAAAAAGAAAAGGAGGAGAAGCGUCAGAAGGAGAAGGAGGAGGGGAAGCCAGAGAAAAAGAGGAGAAGGACGACAACAAAGAAAAAUAAAAAUCAGACACCAGCCAAUAGUGCUGGGGAGGCCAUCGAGAAGAUGCUUCAAGAGAAAAGGAUAUCAUCAAAAAUAAAUUACGAGGUUUUGAAAAGUUUGAACGUUGGUAGCACUGCCGCAAGUGGUCAGCAACAGAAAGCUCAAGAAUCAAUUUUGAUGUCGCCAAGACGACCGGAAGUUGAUAAUGUUCUGGGCGUCACUAAACUCAAUUCAAUGUCACACAAUCAAUUGGGCGACUCGCCAGUGAAACAAUCAAGAAAGUUACAAACGCCAAAAGUGAACGUGAAACGAAGAAAGAAAGAAGAAAUAGGAUUUCCGGUAGGGUCUAUCGAUGAAUCAACAUUGAAAGUGGAGGAUCAGUCGCCCGCUGUACCAGUGGCUGAUGUCAAUGAUGUCGUUGACGAUACUGACGAUUACGUUGAUGAAGAUGUGGAACCUGAUCCCAUGGAAAUGACUGUUGGCGAGAUGCUGGGACGUCACACGGGUGAUGACGAUUACGAGUACGGAUACGAGGAUGAAGAUUAUUGAAAAAUUAAUAUUAUUUUAUAUCGUUAAUAUGUUUUCGGUCAGGCUAGUAGUAUGGAUAUGCUAUAAAUAUUCUAAAUAGCCAAUGAACGCUUUAUAGAUAAUCGACUUAGGAAAAUACAAAUAAUAUGUAUUACUGUAUCUUGCACGAGAGGCUGCACAGAUGAGUUAUUCUUGCGAUAGCCGUAAAUAGAUACAGUAGGAAAGUUGAAAGCUGAAAUUGUAGUAGACUAGGUACAAUUUAGUUAACGUGAUAAGAAUCGAUAAGGAUCCAACACAAUUGAUUCAGUCAGUACGUAACUGUUAACAAUUUUAUGGCACGAUUGCGAAAUUUUAACUUGACUCUAAGUUUAUAAAACUUUGUAUCAGAUCUACUUGAACUUCGAAGAUUAUGUUUGAGUUCGUGUCUUCUGCUUCACUCCCCAGGGCAAUUUACUAUUGCGUGCAAACAUUUCCAAAGCGAGUGGUGGUUUCAUCCGCAAAUUAUUCAGUCUGUCAAGUAUAGGGAUACUUGAUUGUUAGCAUUUUAAUAAGAGCGAUAGUCCUUUCUUUUUUUUUCUUCGGCGAAACAAAAUCUCUGAACUCCGGUAUACUGGUAAUGCAGUUGUGUUGAUUUUUAUGAGAAAUUUAUUAUCAUUGGCCAUAACAGAAGAGACUGAAGCAUUUUAUGAGUUAUUAAUUAUACGAUAUUGCUUUGGGUAGGGUUAUUUAUUUACUUGUACUUAUAUUCCAAAUGGCAAAGUUGUCCUUGCAUUUGUUUGCAUGAUAUUUGGAUAACGAUUUUAGUACGUAAUGUAUGAUUUGAUCAAUUUUGAAGUUGCUGACUUUUUUUUGGCUACUUUCAUUUACAAGAAGAUGGAUUCUCAGACAGAAAUUGAUAUCGAUUUAUAAUUAAAGUUUAAGAAAGAGAAAUUUUGUGACUGAACUAAGAAUACCCCAGGUAUACUUUUGCAUGAGUUUGGGUUAUUUGAAAUUUGCCAAUACAGUACAUUUAUAAAUGUCAAUAUUAAUAAGAUUGGUGGAAGUGAGGGGAUACAGAAGUUACUAGAAUAUUUGCUGAGUGCGUGUAUAUAUUUAUACUGUGUAUAUAGUAAGAAUGAAAUUUACCUUGAUAUGAUACAUAUAAAUACGACAUGAAUACUUUAAAAAAAAAUGAAUUUAUUAUUAAGCUAAAGUAUUCGUGAUCGAAUUUCUAAAGUUGUACGAAAGUAUGCACAACUGAGAUUAGCUUCAAACAAGGAACUUCAAACUAUUUACCCUGUUGAAGUCGCAAAACUUGUAGAAACAAUAAUUAUAAUUUUAUUAAACUAAUUUAUUCUAGUUUAGUUAAUCAUAUUGAUAAACUACAGAAAACAAAAAGAGCAAAACAAAGUCUUAAUUGUAUGAUUAUAUUUUAUCAAUGAAAUAAAUGAUGCACAAUUCUUCCUAAUUUGUGAGGAAAUGUCGAUUGGCUAUAACGUGUACAAUAAUAAAUUCAAUAUAUAUAGAA